Molecule: messenger RNA, 1035 nt
Organism: Symbiodinium necroappetens
Lineage: Eukaryota; Dinophyceae; Suessiales; Symbiodiniaceae
Source: the annotation of a GenBank genome assembly
AUGCUCGAUGCCUUCUUGGGCAAUAAUCUGUCUGCCCAACGUUCAGCUCGGAUGUUCGAGAAUGCGAACCUGGCCGGUGCGGCUCACAUAGGCGACUUGGCCGUCAAUCGGCAACACGGCAACCAGGCUCGCGACUUGCUUCGCAAGACUUUUCGAAACACGAAAUGGCCACCGGUAUAUUCUUUCAAAGCGGUCUCUUACAACCGCGGCAAGCAAAAAAACGAGACCCAGGAGCUUUCCAUGCUUCUACCGCAUGAGCUGGUACACAGUCUUUUGAAGCUGAACGAGCCAGAGGAGCUCAUGUCCAGGCAGCAAGCGCUUUUGCGAAACAGGGCCGAUCUGCAGCUGCAUUUGGAGAAAAUGCAUAAUUUCGGCCUCGAUGCAGCUGAGACAUUGCUCACUGGCCUUUGGGUGGAUGCUGUUCCUUUCAAUUCGGACAGAAGUCAGUCGCUGGAGACGGUGGUCCUCAAUGUCCUCUGCGACUCAACAAUGCGGUAUCCUCUGAUCUCCAGUAUGGAUUUUUUUCUGCGGCAGCGGCAAGAAGAUAAAUUUAUCUCCAAGCUGUUCUCGGCGAAAGCUGGUGAAGCAAGGGCUUUGGUUCCCUGCAUGAUCGAGCUCGCGAACAAGUACCUCGAUAUGUCCAAGGAGCACGAAGCGACUAUGUUCCGAGCCUGUCAGGCAUUGCAGGCGAUCUACAAUGGCUUGUCGACUGCGACAUGGGACGUACACCGCUUCCAAGAGAACGUGCAAAAGUUUCUGCUUUUCAUGAGCUCCUUGGAGGAGUACUACAAGGCGGAUCUUUUGUUCAGAGUGAAACCCAAAGCACAUAUGCUGUUGGAAUGCAGCCGCGAUGAGACUGACGAGGGUACCAGCCCCGCACUCUACUGGACCUACCGUGACGAAUCGUUCGGACACACACUCGCGAUCUUGGCCGCUCGUCGAGGCGGAAAGUUCAGUAUCAAAGCCGUCUCCAAAGCCGUACUGCUCAGGUUUCUGUCUGCCAACAAAGUGCCGCGAUUGGAAGCAUCGAAGUGA